Molecule: messenger RNA, 813 nt
Organism: Vicia villosa (hairy vetch)
Lineage: Eukaryota; Viridiplantae; Streptophyta; Magnoliopsida; Fabales; Fabaceae
Exons: 1
Coding region: 1-813 (270 amino acids)
Source: RefSeq, a predicted model, not a curated record
AUGGAGUUGGUGGAUCUUCCUACUAUAGGAGGCAAGCUUACUUGGAUUAGGGGCAAUGGUAAAUGCAUGAGUAGGAUUGAUAGAUUCCUCCUAUCGGAUUGUUUUAUUGAAAAUUGGAAGGUGGAGGGCCAAUAUAUUGGUGAGAGGGAUGUGUCCGAUCAUGCUCCUAUUUGGUUGAAAGACAAUAUAAAGGAUUGGGGACCCAAACCUUUUAAGUUCAACAAUAUGUGGUUCAAACAUGAGGAUUUGGAUACCUUUGUGGAGGAGGAGUGGAAGAAGAUUGCUAUCAAAGGAAGAGGUGAUUAUUGCUUGGUUGAAAAGUUGAAAACUCUCAAAAACCGGUUAACUUGGUGGAACAAGAAUGUCUAUGGGUGGAUAGACCUCAAAAUCAACAAUGAUGGGAAAGAGUUGCAUUCUUUAGAUAAUGUGUUUGUUCAUUUUGCAGGUAAUGUUCCGGAUGAUGUUGUAGUAAAAAGAAUCAAAGUGGCGGAGGACUUUUGGGACAACAUUAAUAAGAGAGAAGGCAUGCUUAGAUUGAAGUCGAGACAACUUUGGCUUUCCGAAGGUGAUGAUAACACUCGUUACUUUCAUAACUCCUUAAAAGAUAGAAGAAGAAGAAGCUCUAUUUGUUCCGUUGCCACUACGGAGGGAAGAUUGGAAGGAGUAGAAGACAUUAAAGAGUUCACUUACAAGCAUUUCGAAAACUCCUUUAAAGAAGAAAUUUCUUUUAGGCCGGAGCUUAGUGGGAUCAAUCUUAACUCUUUAUCGUCGGAAGAAUCAUCGGCCUUAGAGAAAUUCUUUGAGGAAGAUUAA